AUGGAGUUAAAACAAGCAUUGCCAGGCACUUCCAACAAUGCAAACGGAAGGGACCUGGUUCCUCCUGGUGUUCCUGCAAAUCAAAUGGCUCAAAGAGUUAAUAACAACACCAUAAGGGGUGAGGUCGGUUUUGAAGGUGCCGGAGGGACUGGUAGAAUAUCUUGUAACGAUAACAGGAAUGACCCCUUCAAAACUGAGCUCAUGAGAUUUAUGAGGGAAAUGAACAAACAGAUGGAUCGAAAUACAAAGGAGUUUCACACCCGAAUGGAUCAGAUUCUGGGCGCACCACCAGUUUUGAAAGGCCCAGAUUCGAAGAAAUACACGCAAUUACCAUUUAAGUCGAGCGCAGCGCCAGAGUUAAUUCCGAAGAGGUUCAAGAUGUCGGAUAUACCAAAAUACGAUGGGACUUUGGAUCCGCAGGAGCACAUCACAAUUUAUACCACGGUUGUGAAAUGGAAUGAUUUGGCUCAACAUGAUAUCGAAUCGGUCCUACUGAAGAAGUUUGGUGAAUCCUUCACAAAGGGGGACCUGACAUGGUAUUCCCUCUUACCCGAGCAUUCAAUUGACUCUUUUGAAAUGCCUACAAAUUCAUCUGUUAAGGCCCAUGCCGAGACAAGAAAGGUUCAAGACAGGAAGGACAUAUUUACAAUCGCGCAAGGUGAGUCCGAAUUUCUGGGGGAUUUCGUGAUCAGAUUCCAAAAAGAGAGUAUGAUGCUACCAGUUGUACCAGAUGAGUGGGAAAUAGAGGCGUUCAUAAAAGGUCUAAAUCCGAGAAACUUCGACGCCUCCCGAAAGCUGAAAGAAAGCCCGCUCAAAUUCCAAGCGACCACAUGGGCGAAUAGAAUCGAAGGAUGCGGCAACAAAGGGUUCUGGUCCUCAGAAAGGUUCGGUGUCGAUAGAAGAACCGACCAUGGCCGGAACAAUAGGUCAUUACAAGAAAAAGAGGUAUUGGGAGCCCAGAAUUCCACAUAUCUCAGGUUAUCGGAUUACUACUUCAACAUCAGCAUAGUGGAGUUGGUAUCAGUGAUAAGGAAUAUCAAAGAAGCAAGAUUCCUGAAGCCAAUCAGAUCCGAUCCCAGCCAGAGAGAUCCUAAUUUAUGGUGUGAAUAUCAUGGGACUCACGACCACAAAACUGGGGACUUCCGACAUCUGCGUGAAGAGGUGGCAACGUUGUUGAAGAAUGGCCAUCUCAGGGAGUUCUUGAGUGACCGAGCCAAGAAUAAUUUCGGCCGUAGCCGGGACAAUGCAGAGCCUUUGAAGAUAGAAAAUGACUACCCUUGGUUGACUAUCAACAUGAUUUUCAGAGGGAAUAAAAUUAAUGGCGUAACCUUCUCAGUUGCCAAGAAAACAAGGAUAUCAGUGACCCACAACAAGAGACUCCAGGGAGUCGCAAAAGAUGACAUCACCUUCAUGGAGGAAGAUGCCGACGAACUUCUUCUGCCACACAAUGACGCUCUAGUAAUUUCUCUCAAUGUCUUAGAUUUAAAAAUUAAGCGUGUUUUCAUUGACCUAGGAAGCUCUAGAAAAAACAUUCAAUGA
Molecule: messenger RNA, 1539 nt
Organism: Nicotiana tabacum (common tobacco)
Lineage: Eukaryota; Viridiplantae; Streptophyta; Magnoliopsida; Solanales; Solanaceae
Source: RefSeq, a predicted model, not a curated record